AUGAUUUACGGUGCACAACAUGAUGACACUGUUUGGAAAAGGAUUUGUUUAGCGAUUGAUAAUACAGAUGUAUCGAAAACAAAAUAUGUUGUCAAAAUAAUUGAUCUUGAUAAAAUGGCAAAUUUCACCAAAUAUAUUUCACAAUAUGAUGAUCAUACAAUGCCAAUAAAUCAACAGACAAACACCGAUGAACAAAUACCAUUAGUUAAAUUCAAUGCUGACGAAGAUGAUGAUGAAUUAUUUACAAUAAAAGGACCGGAAAAAAAUGACGAUAGGUCGAAUAUAGGUGAAAUUUUUGGCUAUUUGGGCAUGGUUUAUGCUAUAAUUUCUAUUGGAUUACUUGGUUUUAUUGUUUGGACUCAUCAUAUAUUUACUGUUGGUAUGGAUGUUGAUACUCGUGCUUAUUUUACUGUGGUUACUAUGGCUAUUGCUGUUCCAACUGGUAUUAAAAUUUUUAGUUGA
Messenger RNA from Didymodactylos carnosus, 462 nucleotides. The record is from the annotation of a GenBank genome assembly. Lineage: Eukaryota; Metazoa; Rotifera; Eurotatoria; Philodinida; Philodinidae.